This is a messenger RNA of Penicillium paradoxum, 624 nucleotides long. RefSeq lists its product as uncharacterized. Lineage: Eukaryota; Fungi; Ascomycota; Eurotiomycetes; Eurotiales; Aspergillaceae. The transcript has 2 exons. The record is from RefSeq and is a predicted model, not a curated record. The coding region runs from base 1 to 624 and encodes 207 amino acids.
AUGGCACCAAAACGUACUCACGAUGGUGAGGCUGCUCCCACAUCAAAGGGCGAGCCCGCAAUUAAGAAGCGCAAGGGUUUCAGUGUUGGACCCGCAAACCUUCCAGAUGGCACAUAUCGUCGCAAGACCCAAAAGAUCAAGAAUGACUUGAUCCACAAAGCCAAAGUGAAGAAGGCCUAUGCCAAGAUCAAAGCUGAAGAACUGGCCAACGCGCCUAAGAGAUCCGUUUACGACACCGCCGAGGGGGAUGACACUGAACCUGCCAAGGUUGAGGAAAAGACUGUUGAUGAGGCAGCGACGCUAGAGCUUCACCCGGAUCGCAUAGCUAUGUUGAACGAGCCCGAGCCUGAGCCGGCCCCUGCACCCAGACCAGAACGACGCCAGCGAGGCGAUGGCAAACAGAGGGAACGCCGACCGAAGCCCUCUGCGUUCACAAGAGAGAUGGAAUUCGCGGAAAAGCGCAGAAAAGCAGAGGAAUUACGUCAGAAGGAACGCGAUGCGAAACAGAAAGAGCGCGAGGCCCUGUUGCGUGCGAAGCGGCCGGAUCAGUUUGGCAAGAGGAGGUUAGGCAGAGAGAGCAAUGCACUGCUUAGUCGCGUGCAGCGAAUGGUUGGUCAGAAUUAG